This is a messenger RNA of Echinostoma caproni, 768 nucleotides long. NCBI's taxonomy places the organism in Eukaryota, Metazoa, Platyhelminthes, Trematoda, Plagiorchiida, Echinostomatidae. The record is from the annotation of a GenBank genome assembly.
AUGAAGGCGCUCAUUCUCAUAGGCGGAUAUGGAACCAGAUUGCGUCCUUUAACACUCAGUAUACCCAAACCCAUCGUGGAAUUUUGUAAUAGACCUAUGUUAUUACAUCAAGUUGAAGCCCUGAUGCAGGUGGAUGUGGACGAGAUAAUUUUAGCCAUCAAUCGUCAAGCCACUGCUUUAGAACCGUUUAUCAGGGAGUCCUGUAAAUCCGUCAUCCGAGACAGAGAUGUACGAAUUACUUUCUCCUAUGAAGACGAAGCUCUUGACACAGCUGGUCCGUUGGCUCAAGCGGCUGAAUAUCUUAGCUCAAGCAAAGAACCAUUCCUCGUUUUAAAUAGUGACAUUAUUUGCAGUUACCCUUUUAAGCAAAUGAUAGAGUUCCACCUUUCUCAUGGGCAUGAAGGCACCAUGGUGGUAUGUUUUGCGACUCCUGUUUAUUGCUUUUCAGGUGACCAAAUAUGGAGCUGUUGUUCACAACGACCAAACUGGGCGAAACCAACUUCGAUAGAAACAACUAUCUUCCCAGCAAUGGUCGCUGAGGGUGAACUUUAUUGCAUGGAAUUAGAAGGUAAGCUGAAUAUGACUGUGAUUCCAAAGCCUGAUCUGAAAAGUAUCAAGAGGUGUCAAAACGGCAAUCCAUUUAGGACCGGUGUCCAGUUUACCGGAUCACACCUUUUGGACGGAUUGCGAUGUUUUAGGUGUUCAAUAUACAUCGACGCCCACUUACACAACUACGGUGUGGGUGGGUGUGUUUUGUACGCUUCUUAA